This is a messenger RNA of Bufo bufo (common toad), 2750 nucleotides long. It is a transcript of the gene THAP12, whose product is annotated as THAP domain containing 12. NCBI's taxonomy places the organism in Eukaryota, Metazoa, Chordata, Amphibia, Anura, Bufonidae. The coding region runs from base 346 to 2619 and encodes 757 amino acids. The record is from RefSeq and is a predicted model, not a curated record. The transcript is spliced from 5 exons. Gene Ontology annotation, molecular function: protein dimerization activity.
CGUUAGACCGGUAUUAGAGGUAAUGGUACAACAACCUCCUGGCAGGUCCUCCCGGCACACGCCGCUCUAUCCCCAGUAAACGCAUCUCUAUGAUCAGCGGCGCUCGUCCUGUACCUGCUGCGCUACAGCGAACCAUAAAGUUGGGGGUGGGGUUAGAGCGGCCGCGCGGUGCCUGCCGGGAUAUGUGUGUGAUUCCUCCAGGCCGCGCACUGCAGUGUGGAGCCGCAGCGGCCAGUCUGUCUCCCGGUAGUCAGCGCGCCCCCUGGUGAGGGGAGGAUUCGGGGUUAUCCCGGUGAUUCCCCUCCCCCACUAGAGAAAAAAUAAUAAUCCCGUUACCUAACGAAAAUGCCGAAUUUCUGCGCAGCCCCGAACUGCACCCGAAAGAGCACACAGUCCGACCUGGCUUUCUUCCGAUUUCCCCGGGAUCCGAACCGAUGCCAGAAAUGGGUUGAGAACUGUAGAAGAUACGACCUAGAAGACAAGACCCCGGAUCAGCUGAACAAGCACUACAGGCUGUGCGCCCAGCACUUCGAGGACUCCAUGAUCUGCAGAAGCAGUCCAUACAGGACGGUUCUUCGGGAAAACGCCAUCCCAACCAUAUUUGACCUCACCAGUCAUCUCGGGAACCCCGGUAGAAGAAGGAAGAGGAUAAAAGAGCUGAGUGAAGAAGAAAUCCGGACAUUAAAGGAAAGGAAACUCGAUGCCGUCAUCCCCUUGCAAGAAAACCAUCAAAACAAUAACAACGAUGUAGAAAUCCAGAUCGAAAUUGAAGAUUCGGAGGAAAGUGCAGCCAUGACCGAUGAAGAAAGGUAUAACAAGGAGUACAUCAAGUCUUUGUUUGAGAUUGUGCUUCUGAUGGGAAAACAGAACGUUUCCUUGGAAGGACGUAAUUUUAAAGAUCAGAACGGAAUCUACUCCCAGGACAACUUCCAGGCGCUUCUCGAGUAUCGUAUCAAUUCUGGGGAUGAAGUUCUGAGAAAGAAAUUUGAGAUGCUCGCCGUCAAUCAGGAGUACUGCUCUCGUUUCCAGCAGGAGCAGAUCUUGGACGUCUGCGAUAGGUGCAUAAGAGAGGAGGUGAUGCGGGACGUCCGGAACUCCCAGUUUUUUUCCAUUAUUGUCGAAGACGCAGUUGACUUGGCAGGAGAAGAGCACAUGCCCAUUUUCAUCAGGCAUAUAGAUGACGGCAACAACCUCCACGAAGAGUUUGUCGGGUUUCUGCCAUGUGAAGACGACGCAGAAAUUAUGGCCAUGAACUUCCUCACGACGAUCACAGAAAAAUGGAAGCUAAAUAUGGAAUACUGCCGCGGACAGUCGUACAUUGCUUCCAGUAGACUGUCUUCUAAAAUGAAAAUUGUAGCUUCACGGCUAUUACAAAAAUGUCCGCAAGCAACUUAUACACUUUGUUCUUCUUGUGCCUUGAAUAUAUGGUUGGCGAAGUCCAUACCUGUCACCGGAGUCUCCGUAGUGUUGGGUACUUUGGAAGACAUUUAUUUAUUUUUUGGUAAGUCGUCUACCUUAGAAAUAGAGCUGGAAAAUACAAUCACCAGUCUUUUUAUGGACAAUGUUGAGAAAGGUAACGAACUCAAGGAAAUCCUGAGAUCGGAGUGGAUAAGCAGACACGAUACUUUCGAAAUUAUAGUGACUCUCCUCCCUUCGUUUGUUCACUGCUUGGACAGAGUAACCUGCGAUGACUCAUUUAGAUGGAAUACGAGGGUAACCAGCCAAGCGUUUCUACUGUCCAGUGCCUUGACGGAUUUUGACUUUGUCGUCACUAUUGUCAUAUUGAAAAAUGCCCUCUCGUUUACGCGAGCUUUUGGCAAAAAUUUACAAGGACUGACUUCCGAUGUAUUCUCUGCUGCCAAUAGCUUAACAGCCGUUUUACACACCUUGAAUGAGGUCAUGGAGAAUAUCGAAGUUUAUCACGAGUUCUGGUUUGAGGAAGCAACUAACCUGGCGGUAAAGAUGGACAUCCCUGUCAAACUCCCGGGUCGGUUCUGUAGAAUGCAGCACGUGAACUUGCAAUCCGACCUGACGUCGGAAAACUUUUAUAAAGAAACUCUCAGCAUACCGACCAUCCAACACAUCAUUCAAGGGCUGAAGGACGUCUUUUCUGAACAUCACCUGAAAGCCCUCAAAUGCUUAUCCCUUGUGCCAUCUGUCAUGGGUCAGCUCAAAUUCAGCACCAGCGAGGAACAUAAUACUAAUUUGUAUAAAUAUGACCUCCCCAGUCCAGAAACGCUCUCUGCAGAGCUCCACUGUUGGCGGGUCAAAUGGAAACACAGAGGCAAAGAUGUUGAGCUUCCGUCCAACAUCUUCGAAUCUCUUCAUCUCCAGGAUAUAAAAUUCUUCCCGAAUGUUUACGCCCUUCUUAAGGUUUUGUGCAUUUUACCUGUUUUUAAAGUCGAAAAUGAGAAAUAUGAAAGUGGACGAAAGCGUCUGAAGUUCUACCUGGAGAGCACACCCGUGGAGCAAAGGUCAAGCCAACUGGCCUUAGUCAACAUAAGCUACGAUUUCAAGUAUGACUUGGACGUAAUGGUGGACACGUACAUGAAAAUGGUUGCAAAUGAUGCCAAGUUUGAGUCCAUGUCUCCACAUUCAGAAAUUGUGGAUGAAGUUUGAUGCAGAUUGCCCAAAUAAGGUUACUUUCACACUAGCGUUUUUCUUUUCUCACAUAGAGUUCCAUCAAAAGGACUCAAUGCCGGAAAAGAACUGAUCAGUUAUAUCCUAAUGCAUUCUGAAUGGAGAGCAAU